Pieris macdunnoughi is the source of this 927-nucleotide messenger RNA. The record is from the annotation of a GenBank genome assembly. Lineage: Eukaryota; Metazoa; Arthropoda; Insecta; Lepidoptera; Pieridae.
AUGUCUAUUAGAGCGUUGAGCCCUGAAUUAGCUGAGAAAGCUUUAAAUGAAUUGAACGAGGAUCCAAAGAGGACGCCCAGUGACAUCCAACACAUUAAGGAAUGGUUAUCGAAGCAGCCACAUUUAAGAGCAAGAACAGACGACCAAUGGCUGUUACAAUUCUUACGUGGAUGCAAGUUCAGUUUGGAGAGAACUAAGGAAAAGAUUGAUCUAUACUACUCAAUGCGGACUUUGAUUCCUGAAUUUUUCAGUAUACGCCCGACAGAUCAGAUUUUUAAAGAGAUUAUUGGGCUUGGGUCAUAUUUAAUUCUACCCAAGUCUAAAGCUUUUGAUGGAACUCACGUAACCAUCAUUCGACCUGGGUCCUACGAUGCUAAUAAAUACAAUAUAAUUGAGGUCUUGGCGGUGUCAUCUAUUCUAGAAAAGAUAGCAUUAGCCGAAGAUGACGACUCUGUAAUCUGUGGAAGACGUACUAUAAUCGAUUUGAAGGGCGUAACAAUGGGACAUUUCACCCAAAUGACGCCUGUUACUAUGAAGAAAAUGGUGGCAAUUGGACAGGAUGCAGCCCCACUCAGAUUUAAAGGUGCACAUUAUAUAAAUUUACCAGGUGGUUUUGAUGUGGUAUUCAAUGCCAUUAGGAGCCUAUUGAAUGAGAAGAAUAAAAGCAGGCUCAUUAUUCACAAUGAAAAUUAUGAAGAAAUGUACAAAUACAUUCCUCAAGAUAUUUUACCAGCAGAAUACGGCGGCACCGCUGGUACUAUUAGUGACAUUUCAGGAUAUUGGAUGAAAAAGGUGGAGGAAUAUAGUUCAUGGCUGGAAGAAGAUACGAAGUAUGGAACGGAUGAGGCCAAGAGGCCGGGAAAACCUAAUUCAGCUGCAGACAUGUUUGGAGUUGAUGGAUCUUUCAGAAAGUUAGACUUAGAUUAG